AUGGAUUCUUGCUGUGCGACCAUGAGGGCCAAUGCCCAACCGCUUAAAGUUGGAAAAGGGGGUCUUAGGAACCAAGGUAGUGGGUUCUGGGGUGAGAGUGUCAGGGUGGGUCUCAAGAGCAGAGAUUUGAGUGCUCAGUUGUUGAAAAGCUCUAAAUUUGAAAGCGGAGCUAGAAAGCUUAAGCCUGGUGUGGCUCACUCUAUUCUUACAGAUAUCAACCAAGACAGUGUGACAUUUCAGUCACCACUUUUUGAGACUCCAAAAGCAGACCCCAAGAAUGUGGCUUCUAUCAUUUUGGGUGGAGGUGCUGGAACUCGCCUGUUUCCUCUCACCAGCCAAAGGGCCAAGCCAGCGGUUCCAAUUGGAGGGUGUUACAGGCUGAUUGAUAUCCCGAUGAGCAAUUGCAUUAACAGUGGCAUAAAAAAGAUAUUCAUCUUAACACAAUUUAACUCUUUUUCCCUCAAUCGUCACCUUGCUCGUACUUAUAAUUUUGGAGAUGGUAUGAAUUUCGGAGAUGGAUUUGUGGAGGUUUUGGCUGCAACUCAAACGCCAGGAGAAGCUGGGAAGAAAUGGUUUCAAGGAACAGCUGAUGCUGUGAGGCAAUUUAUAUGGGUCUUUGAGGAUGCAAAGAACAAAAAUGUUGAGCAUAUACUGAUCUUAUCCGGUGAUCAUCUUUAUCGGAUGGACUAUCUGGAUUUUGUGCAGAAGCAUAUUGAUACAAAUGCUGACAUCACAGUUUCAUGCAUUCCCAUGGAUGAAAGCCGGGCAUCAGAUUACGGACUCAUGAAAAUUGACCAAUCAGGACGUAUAAUCCAAUUUGCUGAGAAACCAAAAGGCCCUGACCUAGAAGCAAUGCAAGUUGACACCAGUAUUCUAGGGCUUUCAGAGCUGGAGGCUAUGAAAUCUCCUUAUAUUGCAUCAAUGGGUGUUUAUGUGUUUAGAACUGAUGUCCUACUAAAGUUAUUAAGAUGGAGCUACCCUUCUUGUAAUGAUUUCGGCUCUGAGAUUAUUCCAUCAGCUGUGAGGGAACACAAUGUCCAGGCAUAUCUAUUCAAUGACUACUGGGAGGAUAUCGGAACUGUGAAGUCUUUUUUUGAUGCAAACUUGGCCCUCACAGAACAGCCUCCAAAGUUUGAAUUCAAUGAUCCAAAGACACCUUUCUACACUUCUCCUAGAUUCUUGCCACCUACAAAAGUUGAAAAAUGCAGGAUUAUAGAUGCAAUAGUUUCCCAUGGUUGCUUCUUGCGAGAAUGUAGUGUUCAACACUCUAUUGUGGGUGUGCGCUCACGUUUAGAGUCUGGUGUAGAACUUAAGGAUACUAUGAUGAUGGGUGCGGACUACUACCAAACUGAAUCUGAGAUCGCAUCUCUUGUAGCUCUAGGAAAGGUUCCAGUUGGUGUUGGAUCAAAUACCAAAAUCUGGAAUUGCAUAAUCGACAAGAAUGCGAAGAUAGGAAGAAACGUAAUGAUCACAAAUGCUGAUGGAGUUGAAGAAGCAGACAGGGCAGAGGAAGGGUUUUACAUUCGGUCUGGAAUCACAGUUGUACUGAAGAAUGCAACCAUUAAAGAUGGAACUGUCGUUUAA
Messenger RNA from Prunus armeniaca (apricot), 1584 nucleotides. The record is from the annotation of a GenBank genome assembly. NCBI's taxonomy places the organism in Eukaryota, Viridiplantae, Streptophyta, Magnoliopsida, Rosales, Rosaceae.